AUGGACAUUGAAGACCUGCCUUUCGAGGUCCGCGAUACCCUUAACCCAGAGCAGCGGAUCGUAUACGAUACAUUUGUUGGACACUUCCAAUGCGACAGCGAGGAGCAGAUUCUACUCCAUGUUGACGGUGGUGGCGGGACAGGCAAGUCCUACCUCAUCAAAGUCCUGUCUUCGCAUCUUCAGAAGCUUGCCGGUAACCGGCCCAGUCCAAUCUGGAGAGCUGCACCCACGGGCGUUGCAAGCAACCAGAUAAUGGGGACAACACUGCACUCUCUACUCCGGCUCCCUGUGGACAGGGCUUUUACGGAGCUCUCCCCAGCAGAUGCUAAUGCUCUUCAGAAGAAGCUACGGGACGUUAGGUAUCUUGUGAUUGAUGAGAAAAGUAUGCUAGGUCUGCGUCAACUUUCGUGGAUCGACAAACGCCUCCGCCAAGUCUUUCCUUCCAGAGCAGCCGAAUUCUUUGGCGGCAUGAGCAUCAUCCUCGUUGGUGACUUCUUCCAGCUCCCGCCGAUUGCAAACAAGCCUCUCUACUUUGAUGGACCACUCAAAGACCUGCAAGAGGUCUCUGUCCAGACGGCAUAUAGGGCGUUUAGCCACACCGUCUUCUUGAAAAAAGCUCAGCGGCAACAGGGCGAUGACCAGGCUGGCUUUCGUCUUGCACUUGACGAAUUACGUGGCCUAAAGCUAUCGGUAGAGUCAUGGAAACUUCUGAGCCAGCGUGUGCAGGCCAAGCUUGGCCAGCGCGACGUAGAUUCGUUUGAUGCUGCUCUUCGUAUCUAUGGCAAGAAAGCUCGUGUUCACGAGUACAACUACGAGCAUCUCGUCCGUUUGAAGCGCCCAGCAAUCCAAGUCACGGCGAAGAACCUUGGUAACGGUGCUGACAAGGCAACGUCGGAACAAGCUGGCAACCUGGCUGGCCAGUUUGCGAUAUGCAUUGGUGCUCGUCUCAUGCUGACCCAGAACAUCUGGCAUCCAACAGGCCUAGUCAAUGGGGCCCAAGGGACAGUAUAUGACAUCGGUUGGGCGCCUGGCGCUGAUACGCACCGUGACCCGCCGUCUGUCAUUAUGAUGGUGAUGGAUAAGUAUACCGGGCCAUCGUAUCUAACCACGGAUGAUGGGCGCGAGGUAGUGCCCAUACUCCCAGUGAAGCGCGACUUCUUUCUUGGGGCGUCCGCCUGUACCCGAACGCAGUUCCCACUCAUGGCAUCAUAUGCCAUUACGGUUCACAAGUCACAGAGCAUCACAGUGGACAAAAUGGUGACCGAUCUGUCUGAACGUGACUUCCAGACUGGGCUUAGCUAUGUUGCAGUCUCCAGGGUCAAGACAUUGGAGGGCCUAAUGAUCGACACGCCUUUUGAACGGGCGUCUCUCCACUAUGAGAAGCUACCUGAUGGCAAGUAG
Molecule: messenger RNA, 1401 nt
Organism: Purpureocillium lilacinum
Lineage: Eukaryota; Fungi; Ascomycota; Sordariomycetes; Hypocreales; Ophiocordycipitaceae
Source: RefSeq, a predicted model, not a curated record